AUGCGGGUAAUCAAUUUGGCCUGCACUUUGAAACAUCCCAACAUCGUUAAUUGUCUUGGAAUUUGGAGUGAAGUAAGGUUGCUCUACGAUGAUAUGCUGGAGGGAAUGGAAGGUAUCCAUGCGAGGGACGAAGCUGAUCUUGCCUCUAUUGGGAAAGAUAUACUCGAGGGGCUGCGUUACCUCAAGGAUCAGAAUGUCGUUCAUGGAGAUCUGAAGCCCUCUAACAUUUUAAUCGAUCAUGACAGGAGAACGGUGAAGAUUUCUGAUUCGAAAAGUCUAAGCACACAUAUAAAUAGGGCAAAAACAUGGUGGACGACUUCUGGGAUCAAUGUCCAUUGCGCUCUCCGUUGGAUUUUGUACGCGAGCCCUGAGUCCCUCUGUCGCGCCCUCUGGAAGGAGGAUUGCGAGACCAGUGAUAUAUGGAGUUUUGGGAUCUGA
Molecule: messenger RNA, 438 nt
Organism: Rhododendron vialii
Lineage: Eukaryota; Viridiplantae; Streptophyta; Magnoliopsida; Ericales; Ericaceae
Product: mitogen-activated protein kinase kinase 4-like
Exons: 2
Coding region: 1-438 (145 amino acids)
Biological process (GO): protein phosphorylation
Cellular component (GO): cytoplasm
Molecular function (GO): ATP binding; protein serine/threonine kinase activity
Source: RefSeq, a predicted model, not a curated record